UUUUUGUUUAUGCUUAAAUACAUCUAAGUAACUCAUGCUCCCUAUGCUAUUAUUAUAUUAAUAAAGCUUCUCCCGUAAUCGUUUUGAAAUGUAUACUAAAAUAUAAUUAUGUUUUCUGCAUUUGCUACAUUCUUUCACAGUUUAGUCUUUUGCACUCAGCUUCUUCAGAAAAACAAACAUUCUUGUUUAUUUACAUACAAGUUCAAGCUAAAGGGACACACACUACCACCUUUGAAACCUGCUUGCCAAUGUGACAUUCUAGAACAGCUGUAGAAGGUUAUGAAUACAAUAUACAAGUUGUGUUAUUACUCAAGAAGGAAAACAAAAUGUUCGAUAACAUUUGCGGGAAUACCUCGUCUCAUUUUUCAGUAGUGCCUUAAUCAAACGUAAUAAUUAUUUAUAUAAUCGCAUUGUUAAACGAGUAUGCAAGUUAAAGUAAAAUCAAGUUGAUAUUGAAGAAUGAGAUGAAAAAAAAAGUUUAACUUCCAAGCUACUGAGAAAAGUGAAGUAAACUGGUUUGAUAAACCAGGCUCUAAAACUUGAUAGUAAUAUAGCAAAUUAUCUAAAACAAUACUAGAUUAAUUCCCAAUUAGCACAGAGCUGAUAUCAUAACUAGCACUGAAUGGAAGAUACGGUACUGACAUGCCUUUUAACUGCAAUUUUUCUGUUCAGUACUACAGCAAGCAACUAACUUGAAUACUAUUCCUCUAAACAAAUUCUGCUUUCCUUAUUGUUUUUUUACAAAACUAAGUUGUUGCAUUGCUGACAAACACUUGGAAUGUAAAUAUCACUUGCGAUUACAUUCAUUUUUAAAGACAUUGUAAUUGUAAGAUGAGAAAAUCAUUAAAUAAAAAGAAAGAUACUGUACACAGUGGGGCUUGUUCAGUUGAUCUUAAAAGUAGCAGAUCCUAAUACCACUUUCAUUCAAAUCAAUAGAAAACCUCCAAGAAAUUACUGAACGAAAUACACCAAAGAAACUGACUUUCUCCGUGAGAGGUGUUACUUCUCAUUAAAGAAAAGUAGUGGUGGCGAUAUUAAGAUCUGACUGUUUCGAUCAGCUGAAUACUUUUUGUUUGCAUAAUUGUUUACUUCAGUCAUGCCUUGUGACCUAACAUAGUGUGUGUGUCUUUAAAUGCAAAAAAAAUAAAAUCCCAGAAUUUACAUAUUCCAUGCAAAAUGCACUCCUCUCAUACUUUAAUUCCAAACAUUCUGAAGGGCCUUGUCUUGUAGCCUUCCCUGAGCUACGAAACUGUUUGCCUUCUAUUGGUUUUGGUAUCUAGGUAAUAAGUCUUGAGACGUGGAUUAUUUGAUCAGAGCUGAACAGUUGCUCCAUUUUUCUCUGUCACCUGAGAACACAGGUCUCUCAGGUGACAGGUAAAUGACUCCAAUAGGGGUGGAGCUUCCUUUGCAAAGCUGGAUGUCAGCUAUACAGAACUAGUGCACCUGUUGCGUUUACCAAGCACUUGCUGGUAUUCUAGAACUAAGGGGGGGGGGGGAGUUUCAUAAGCUACCAAUACAGCAAGCAUUGACCAUGGAACCAAAGGGACCCAGUGACAAAGAAAAGGAAAAAGGAGGAAAAAAGAAAAAUAUGAUAUUUGUGAAACCUCGGCUGUACAUCUUAGAGAGGCGGAAAACUGACACAAUUGUUGCUGAGAAUAUUGCUGAUGACUGUACUGGAGAUGUCAACUCCGCCACCCUCAGAAGAAGCCAGUCUGACAGGACGGAAUACAGCAAAAAACUUAAAGAGAAAAUGGCACCGCAAGAAAUUUCAACACCCUCCUCCCCGACCAUCGAUUUGGAAGAGCUGAAGAAGAGGAUGAUGGACAAGAGGUCUAAAGUUAUCCAUGAACUGGUUCAGACAGAGAAAGAUUACCUCACUGAUCUUGAGCUUUGUAUUAAGGAAGUAGUUCAGCCACUGAGAGACAUACAGGUUGUGGAUGUGGACCGACUGUUUACUAACAUUGAAUCUGUCUGUGAGGUGUCAGCUAAACUGUUGUCCAAAUUAGAAGAGGCCAUAGCAGAAGCAGAUCCUGAGAGGCAAAUAAUUGGUGAAGCAUUCAUAGAGAUUAAAUCAUCACUAGAGGAAGCCUAUAAAAUAUACUGCUGUCAACAUGACGAUGCCAACAGUUUAUUAAAGUCCUAUGAAAAAGAUGAAGAAGUUAAAAGGCAUUUCAGAAACUGUGUUCUGUCCCUGAAAAAAAUAUAUGACAGGGAAGGAAAGCCAAAUUUGUUAGACAUGGGAUCCCUCAUGAUUAAACCUGUCCAGCGUGUGAUGAAGUACCCACUGCUUUUAGGUGAGCUGUGGAAUUCUACACCCGACUGCCACCCAGACAACAAACCUCUGGAAGAAGCCCUAGCAGCAGUGAAAAGAAUCAACACCAAUAUCAAUGAAUUUAAACGAAGAAAAGACAUAGUGAUGAAGUACAAGAGAAAUGAGGAAUUGGGAACUUUGAUGAACAAGUUAAACAGGCUGAGUUUUCACUCCAUUAUUAAGAGGUCAAUCAGAGUCACCGGUCACCUCAAAAUCCUGACAGGAGGGGAAUCCCAGGUUAAAGAUGAAAAAUUUGACAAUGAAGAAAAAAAAUUCAGGAAUCUAGAAAAAGCUGUACGGCAGUUAGUGAAAAAUGUCUAUUGUUAUUUUCAACACACACAGGAAAUAAUCUCUCUAGUUGUCCAAAAUGCUGAGGAGCUUCAAAUUAUUCUACAGGACACGGACAAGGCUGAUAGGAGCGCUCCUCCAAACAAUGGUGACAAUCCAUACAUACAUUUUAAAGAGAAGUUGGAAAGAAUGGUUCUGAUACCUCUGUCUACAUUGCAAUCCAUGUUACCGGCACCUCAGAAGCUCAUUCAGAAACGCUAUGAUAAACUGCUUGACUAUGACAGCCGCCUGGAGAGGUCCUCACCAGAUGAGCUGGAGAUGGCACGCAGAGACUAUGAGGCACUCAACGCUCAGCUGGUAGAGGAGCUCCAGGUGUUUAACCCUGCAGCUAAGAAAAUAUUAACAAACUGUAUUUACUGCUUUGUUGCUCUCCUUCGGGACCUGAUGGAUUCUGCAUCUCGUCAAUCUCCAUCAAUACAAUAUUUGCCUGCACCUUUGUCUAACAUCCAUGAAGUGCAAAACAGUGUCAUGGAAGAACUUAGUAACCUGAUCUUUGUGAAGGAGAAUACUCCAAAGUUAAUUGAACGAAAAAUAAGUUUUGAUAAACCUAAAAAAGUUGUGCCUGAGAUUCCACGGCAGUCAGAAGCCCAUCGGUCCAAGCUGUUAUCAAGCCACUCUCCAGACAAAAUCUACCAGCUGAAGCGCAACUGCAACGCCACUCAGGAGCAGGACUUGAGUCUGUUUGAGGGGGAGCUGGUGGCUGUGGUGGAACAGCAUGACUCCUUUGGGAGUACAAGCAGGUGGCUCGUCGACACUGGCAGCCAACAGGGUUAUGUUUACUCUUCAUUCCUAAAGCAAUACAACCAUACAAAGGAACAUAAUGGGACAUUACAUAACCAACAGGAGGAUUUUGACAACAUUAGCCUUUUCAUCUCUGGUAAUGGGAGCAGCAGUUUGAAAAGCUUCAGCAUUGCCCACAGUGACAGCAGUUCCUCUCUCAAUGGAAUACACGAUAAGGCUGAGAUCGACGGAAACAAUUGUUGUGACGAAUCAGACAACCAGCAGAUCUUCUAUGCUGUCUAUGCAUUUGAAGCUCGAAGUGAACAAGAGCUAAGCUUGCAGGAAUACCAGCAUGUGAGGAUAGUGAAGUUCUGCGAUGUGAGUGGCAACAAAGACUGGUGGCUGGCUGAGGCCAAUGGUCAGAAAGGCUAUGUACCUGCCAACUACCUAGGGAAGAUGUCAUAUGCAUAAAUCAUUCUUCAGGAGUAGUAACGGUGGAAUGUAAUAUUGCUGCAAGUUUAUUUAUUGGUGUACAUUUUCAACAGAUGUAAUUUUUGCACAAGAAAACCAGUCUUACUGCCAUGAACUUAGUAUUGUCACCUUCAGUGUUUUUUUAUUCUUUGUUAAAUAUUCAUUGUAUGUUAUUGUAGCUCAUUUGUGUUACUGUAUGUGCGUAUAUAUAAUUUAAAUAUUGCGAUUAAAUGUCAUAGCAAUUUAAAAAUUAACAUUUCUGUGAAUAUAUCAUAUAAAUAUUAAAUAAGUAUUAGUAAUUCAAUCUUAUGGUGACAGUUUGAUAAACAACAUUUCCAAAAUGUCACAUUGAGCCAUUGUGUUAAAAUCUUCAAAAAUAUUUAUAUAAAAAACUAUGUAAAUGAUUAUAUGUCUAUUUUAUGAAUAAAGAUUAACUGAUAUUAGC
Acipenser ruthenus (sterlet) is the source of this 4295-nucleotide messenger RNA. Its product is annotated as rho guanine nucleotide exchange factor 38-like. The transcript is spliced from 14 exons. Bases 1532 to 3850 code for a protein of 772 amino acids. Lineage: Eukaryota; Metazoa; Chordata; Actinopteri; Acipenseriformes; Acipenseridae. Gene Ontology annotation, cellular component: cytoplasm. Gene Ontology annotation, molecular function: guanyl-nucleotide exchange factor activity; protein binding. The record is from RefSeq and is a predicted model, not a curated record.